GGAGCAGUGUUUGUUGCAGGAAGUGAAGAUGGCGGCGGUUGCGUUGCUAUCUGAGUCUGUGCUCGGGUGGUCUAUUUUCGCUCUUGUGCUUCUGGUUAUUUUGGCUUUCUGCUGGGUGUAUAUUCGCAAGUAUCAAAGUCGACAGGAUAGCGAGGUGAUCUCUACUAUAACUGCAAUAUGUUCCUUGGCCAUUGCGUUAAUAACAUCAGCACUGCUUCCAGUGGACAUUUUUCUUGUGUCUUACACGAAAUACCAAAAUGGCACUUACAAGGAAUGGGCAUCAAACAACAUAACAAGACAACAGAUUGAAGACACUGUGUUGUAUGGCUACUAUACCUUGUACUCUAUUAUUUUGUUCUGCGUCUUCCUGUGGAUCCCAUUUGUCUACUUCUAUUAUGAAGAAAAAGAUGAUGACAACAUCAACAAAUGUUUGCAAGUGAAGAAUGCGCUUAAGUACACAGUUGGAUUUGUCAUUGUCUGCUCUGCCCUUCUUCUAAUAGGUGCCUUUGUUCCUCUCAAUGUACCAGCUAAUCAAAACUCGACUCAGUGGGAGAAAGUUACGUACUUGUUUGAGGAGCUUGGCAGCAGUCAUGGCUUGGCUGCCCUGUCCUUCUCCAUUAGCUCCUUGACCUUGAUUGGAAUGCUGGCAGUGAUCACAUACACGGCCUAUGGUAUGUCUGUCCUGCCCCUAAACCUCAUAAAAGGCACCCGGAAUGUUGCAUAUGAACGUCUGGAAAACGUAGAAGACAUUGAGGAAGUAGAGCACCAAAUAGAGAAGAUCAAAGCCACGUGUACCGAUGGCCGACCCCUGUCCUCCAGAGACAGGUGUGCUCUGCACCAACUGGAGUCAAAGCUGCAGGUUCUUCACCGAAGGGAGAGACACUUGGAAAUAGCUGAAAAGAACUGCUGCACUAUGUUCUGCAGAGCCCUUCGUCCUUUUAAGAUUGUGUGUGGAGUGUUUUUCAUCUUGGUGGCUCUCUUGUUUACUAUUGCACUUUUCAUAUCAAACUUGGAUAAAGCUCUUCAUUCUGCUGGAAUCAACUCUGGAUUCAUAAUCUUUGGAACUAAUUUGACCAAUCCAUUAAAUGAACUGUUGUUGGCCCUACAGCCUGUCUUUCCAUUGGAUUAUGUCUUGAUUACUGUUAUCACAAUGUACUUUGUCUUCACCUCCAUGGCAGGAAUACGGAACAUGGGCAUAUGGUUCUUCUGGAUAAGGUUGUACAAGAUUAGACCAGGAAGAACCCAACCCCAGGCUCUUCUGUUUCUAUGCAUGAUUCUUCUGCUGAUUGUUCUGCACACUAGCUACAUGAUCUACAGCCUGGCUCCUCAGUACGUCAUGUAUGGCAGCCAGAAGUACCUUCUGCAGAGUAAGCUACCAUCUGUUGAUGCCUUAAUGGGGAAUUCUACCACUGGGAUGUCAAAGAUAUGUGAUGCAGAUGCUCCUGAAGAUCAGUGCACUGUGACAAGAACAUACCUGUUUCUUCAUAAGUUUUGGUUUUUCAGUACUAUCUAUUACUUUGGCAACUGGGCCUUUAUUGCGGUGUUCUUUGUUGGGUUGCUGGUAUCUUGCUGCAGAGGAAAAAAGUCAGUGAUUGAAGGUGAAGUGGAGGAGGAUGACUCUGAUUUCAGUGAUGAUGAAUUCAUGCAUGUUUAGCAUUUCUCACGGUGGAGAAUCAUUGAACCUUUAUGGAAUCCAAGUCAAGAAGCCUCAUUGUUAAUGUCAGAUUCACUGGGUGUCACAACUAUAGAUAUGAACAGAGAAUUUAUUUAAGUGUGUUCUCCUUUUUCUCCCUUUUGUCAAUUAUGAGUUUUAUAUUUAUUUUCCUCCUUCUAUGCCUAAAUCAUGUGCAUAUUUGCAACAUUGAGUAUUCGGGAGAAAACAUUUGGAUAAUUUGCACUUAAUAUGACUUAUUUAUUCCACAUUUCCACAUUAGGUAAAAUAUACUAAUUUAUAAACCUUGUGUUUAUGGUUUUAUCAAGUCUUGAAUUUAGUUAAAAAGAAUUAUACCAGUAUCACACACAGUAUACAUUAAAUAAAUGGUAUUAUCCUAUAAUUUUAUCUUCUUACAGUUAACUGCAUUUUGGUUGUUUUCAUUCUAAUACAGAUCCUUCCAUGAGGUACAUAGUAUGAUGUGAAAUUUUGCAGUUUCUAGAAUUUCUGUGUUGCUGAGCAUGUUUUCUUUUUUAAAAGCGUUUUGAUUUUUUUCUUCCUGUUGUGUUAAAAAAUAAUUGUACAGUUUUCAGAUUUUUUUUGUGGAUCAUGCCUCUUUGCACUUCUAAUAAAGAAUAAACUUCAGUGCUUUAUGAAUUGCAG
Lepisosteus oculatus (spotted gar) is the source of this 2314-nucleotide messenger RNA. RefSeq names its product LMBR1 domain containing 1 (gene lmbrd1). Gene Ontology annotation, biological process: protein localization to lysosome. The record is from RefSeq and is a predicted model, not a curated record. NCBI's taxonomy places the organism in Eukaryota, Metazoa, Chordata, Actinopteri, Semionotiformes, Lepisosteidae. Gene Ontology annotation, cellular component: lysosomal membrane.